AUGGGAUGUAACAUGUGUGUGGUGGAGAAGCCUGAGGAACAAUAUAGGGUCAUGCUGCAGGUCAAUGGCCGGGAGUUGUCGCGCCUCUCACAGGAGCAAACCCUUGAAGCCCUGCGGUGCUCCAAAGAGCCUCUGGUCAUCCAGGUGUUGCGGCGCAGCCCCCGCAGCCGGGGUGGUGCCAGCGAAGGAGCUGCCCCCCAGGGGGACCCCACAACAUUGGUGGACAGUGGAACGCAGACAGACAUCACCUUUGAACACCUACUGGGGCUAGGCAGGAUGCAUCCCCCAAGCCCCCCAGCUGUGACUUUGGAACCUUAUGGGCUGCCUGAUCUCCCCUCAAUUGGGCACGAAUAUUAUGACCCUGUGGAAUUCAUGGAAGGAGGUGCCCCAGAGACUGAGCGGGCAGAGGAGCUGGAAUAUGAGGAGGUGGAGUUGUACAAAUCCAGUCACCGGGACAAGCUGGGCCUGAUGGUUUGUUACCGAACCGAUGAUGAGGACGAUGUAGGCAUCUACGUUGGAGAGGUAAAUCCUAACAGCAUUGCUGCCAAGGAUGGGCGAAUCCGGGAAGGAGAUCGCAUAAUCCAGAUAAAUGGCAUGGAGGUACAAAACCGGGAGGAGGCUGUAGCAAUUCUCACCCAGGAGGAGCGGACAAAUAUUUCUCUGCUGCUGGCUAGGCCUGAGACUGAGUUGUCCAAGCGUUGGAAGGACAGUGACCGCGAGGAUUUCCUGGAUGACUUUGGCUCUGAACAUGAAGCCGGAACAAAGGCCCGGCGGCUCCUUUCUCCACCAGACCAGCAGGUAGGUGGUCUAGAAGGGGAAGGCAUCCCAGACCCGGCCACUCCUCUGACCAACAGCCAGGAGCUGGACAGUGGUGUUGGCCGCACUGAUGAAAGCACUCGCAACGAGGAGAGCUCUGAGCAUGACCUCCUGGGAGACGAAGCACCCAGCGCUGCCAACACCCCGGGAACCCUGCGCAAAUUUGGGCCUAGCCUGCAGCCGCGCGACUUCCACUACAGUAUGGACUCUCUGCUGGCAGGGGAGCCACCCAGCGCCGUGGGCACCGACAUGAUGCCGGGGCUCACUGACGAAGAGUACGAGCGCUACCGCGAGCUGCUGGAGCUAAAGUGCCACCUGGAGAACGGCAACGAGCCGGGCCUGGUGAGCGCUGCGCUGGACGUCAACCGCAACGAGGUGGCCCUUCUGGAGGAGGAGCUCCGCCACCUGGAGUUCAAGUGCCGCAACAUCCUGCGAGCCCAGAAGAUGCAGCAGCUGCGCGAGCGCUGCAUGAAGGCCUGGCUGCUGGAGGAGGAAGGGCUGUAUACCUUGGAAGGGGAACCGAAGAAACACGAGUUGUCCGACAUCACCGAGCUGCCAGAACGCUCCGAUAAGGACAGCACCAGUGCCUACAACACCGGGGAGAGUUGCCGAAGCACCCCCUUGCUGGAGAGCCCCCUUCGCCGCCUGGCAGAGCCCCCCAACCUCAACCGGACUGCCCCGCCUUCGCCGCCCCAGCCCAAAUUCCGGCGUGAAGAGCGGGUGCGGCGCAGCCCCAAGGCAGCCGGGGAAGGCAGCCCCUACUUGGGGCGGCGGCAGCGGGAGGAGCCGCCCACUCCUAUCAGCCCAAUGAGCCUGGCCAGCAUAUGCAAGGACUCUCUGGGGGGCAAAGGAGAGCCCCGCAUGGAGUGGAAAGUGAAGGUGCGCAGCGAUGGCACGCGCUAUGUGGCCAAGAGGCCAGUGAGGGACCGGCUGCUCAAAGCCAGGGCCAUGAAGAUCCGCGAGGAGCGCAGCGGCAUGACGACGGACGACGACGCCGUCAGUGAGAUGAAGAUGGGGCGGUACUGGAGCAAGGAGGAGCGGAAGCAGCACCUGAUCCGCGCCCGGGAGCAGCGGAAGCGCCGCGAGUUCAUGAUGCAGAGCCGGCUGGACUGCUUGAGGGAGCGAGAAGGCAGCGAAGCCCGGGGAGUGUCUGGCGAGGUCAACAUCCUGGCCCUGAGUCACCGCAAAACCAUGAAGAAACGGAGCCGGCGCAUCCUGGACAACUGGAUAACCAUCCAAGAGAUGCUGGCACAUGGCACUCGCUCAGCAGACGGGCGCAGGGUUUACAACCCACUGCUGUCUGUCACCACGGUUUGAGAGCAUUGGAAGGAGCAACAGAAGGAGUUGUGAUGAUGUUCUCCUUCCCUCCGGCUUUGCCGGAGAACGACGACUGGAUGGGCCGAUCCUUUCCUGUUAUCAGGAAGCUUGCUCUUUGAACACACCAAGGAAUCGUUGGCCGUUUGCUGCCGGAGCUCCAUUGGGCUCUUUGAACCAAAUUUAGAGGGGGACAGUAAGCCCAGAGUCCCUUGCAGCCUUAAGAGGGCAAGAGGGGCCACAGCCCCGAUCCUGCAUCCACCAGGAGCUUGCUACAGAGAGGUCUGUCCCCAUCCCAAUGCACAGAUUACCUGUAUUGAAGGUGUUCUGCAGGGAAGCUCACUCACCUGACCCUGACAGAGAGUUUUUGCCAGCUUAUCCCCGGCACAUCACAUUUGGAAGCACAAGGUUUCAGCUGGGUUCCUCUCUGUGCAGUAUGCGGAGCACAAGGAAAGUGAGGAGGCUCACCCCUUCCGUACAGGCCAAGACCAAUGAAGGCACUCCUCACCCCCUCCCCUUGGGAUAUUGUGACAUCUUUCUUUCUUCUUUUUCUUUCUCUCUCUCUCUCUCUUUUCUCUUUUGUGGUCGUGGAUCUCAAUUCCCUUUUCAUUUCUCUAUUUAAGUGGAAGCUUGGGCCCUGGCGGCUCAUCUCACAAGCAACUUGACAGUCCUCUUUCUGCAUUUUCUGUCACCUGCUUACCCCACCCCACCUGCCCCAUGGAUAGGGGCUCUAGUUUAGUGGGGGGAGGGGGGGAAGAGACUGUGGAGCAGAGAGCUUGUGGUAAAACCCUGUAUCCAAGGCUGAACUUGCAU
Messenger RNA from Zootoca vivipara (common lizard), 2943 nucleotides. The record is from RefSeq and is a predicted model, not a curated record. NCBI's taxonomy places the organism in Eukaryota, Metazoa, Chordata, Lepidosauria, Squamata, Lacertidae.